CAUCCUAAGAUACAAAAGUACUGUUUGAUCUUUUGCAGGUCGCUCCAACUGCAAGUUGAACCAGCAGAGCCAUCAAGCUUCAAACUCAUCUUCCAAAAGCCGCUAUCACAGCCCAUCUUCACUGGGACCAAAAUCGACGGCUUUGACAACACACCACUCCAAAUCCUCCUUGUAGCCACUAAUACUUUGGAAGCUCCUCCAUCCUUGAUACAUUUACACCCUCUCAGAGUUGAACUAGUAGCACUGCAGGGAGAUUUCCCUGCCGGGGAUCAGGAGGAUUGGACCAGCGACGAGUUCAAUAGCCAGAUUGUGAAAGAAAGAACCGGGAAGAGGCCACUGCUCAUCGGAGAUGUCACCGUGAUGCUUAGAGAUGGAGCUGCGUUCGUAUCCGAGCUAUAUUUCACCGAUAACUCGAGCUGGGGAAAGAGUGGAAUGUUCAAGAUAGGUGCCAGGGUUGUGCCAGGAAGCUACCGCGGACCAAGGAUCAGAGAAGCCAUGACCGAACCUUUCAAGGUCAAAGAUCACAGAGGUGAAUCAUACAGAAAGCAUUAUCCACCAGCCCUAGAAGAUGAGGUAUGGCGGCUGGAGAAGAUCGCCAAGGACGGUAAAUUCCACAAGAAGCUGGCAGAUGCCAACAUUAACACCGUCCAAGACUUCUUGAAGCUGUGGUUUGUCAACCCACAGAGCCUUCGACAGAUACUGGGACAAGGAAUGUCGGAUCGGAAGUGGGAGGCGACCAUCAAUCACGCGAAGACCUGCGUCGUCGGCGACAAACUCUACAUCCACCACGGCCGGCGAUAUGCUCUCGUCCUGAACUCAGUUUGCCAGGUUGUGAACAUCAUUGCCGGCGCUAAUAGAUACACCCUACAGGAUCUGGUUAACAGAGCUGACAGAGACCAUGUUCAUCAACUAGCUCGAGAAGCAUACGAAAAUUGGGGUCAUUUGGAAGAGUUCCACGGAUUGCUGCCUAAUACUAAUCUUCCUCUACAUCAAAUUACAGAUGUGCAGAUGCCACGAGGUACUGUAGAACCUGAUCUGUACACGGAUCAAGACGAGGUUGGAACAUUCGUGUGUGACUUUGGCGACGACGGCGUUGGUCCUUUCAACUUUUCUGAUGUGCAGUCAACAACAUACUAAGAGUCAUCGUAACAUUCCAGGAAUUGAAGUAAGCUCUAUGAGUGCAUAUGGCAGUGACAUGAACUAUGUAUCAGUCGGUGCCUUAUUUGCAUGCAAUGUAGGCGUAUCCAAAUUAUUUUAUUCUUUUACGUUUUUUUUUUUUGUGGCUUUGCAUCAUUUUGUUCCAAUAACGAAGAUAGAUGUCCAAUCCAGUUGGUAACUUCGUUC
This is a messenger RNA of Musa acuminata subsp. malaccensis (wild Malaysian banana), 1344 nucleotides long. NCBI's taxonomy places the organism in Eukaryota, Viridiplantae, Streptophyta, Magnoliopsida, Zingiberales, Musaceae. The record is from RefSeq and is a predicted model, not a curated record.